UUGGAGUCGGUGAUUCACCGCUAUUUCUUACCUUUUGCGAUUUCGUAAAUAUUCCAUCAUUCUGUGUUUUGUAUCCGUAGUCGGACAACUAAAAUCCAGUGCUUAAUAAAUACAUAUUCACCAUGAGUCUUCAGUGGACCAUCAUCGCGACGUUUUUGUACACCGAAAUAGCCAUCGUCUGCUUGCUCGCAUUGCCGAUCGCUAGUCCUUCCAAAUGGCAAAAGUUGUUCAGGUCAAAAUUCCUGGCUUAUAUAAGCGGACAAGCGUCGGUGUACUUCCUGAUCCUUAUCGGAGUGCUGGUGUUAUGCCUGCUCGACGCCAUUCGGGAGAUGCAGAAGUAUUCGAACAUCGAGAGCUCGGACCACCAGCACCUGGACGCCGAGAUGCAGGGUAACAUGCGUCUGUUCCGCGCUCAGAGAAACUUCUACAUCUCCGGCUUCGCUCUGUUCCUGCUAGUCGUGAUCCGCCGGCUGGUGCAGUUGAUUUCGGAACUGGCAACUCUUUUGGCUCAGUCUGAGGCAAAUUUCCGUCAGGCGCAGAGCGCGUCCGUGGCUGCGAGGUCGCUGCUGGCCCAGGCGGGAGCCGGCGACGAGGCUACCAAGAAGCAGCUCGAGGACUUCAAGGAUCAAAUCACAGCUCUAGAGAAAGAACUUUCCAAAGAGAGAAAAGAUAAGGAGGCUGUAAAGUCGCAGGCUGAAAGUCUGUCAAAGGAGUAUGACAGGCUCACGGAGGAACACAGCAAGCUGCAAAAGAAGCUCACAAUCAGCGGCGACAAAAAAGAUGAGUAAUUCUAAGAUUGUUGACUGUUUAAAGUCCAUUCUCAUUUGCUAAUCUAUGUAGUGCUAAAGAUAAUUGACUUGCUUCAACUUUCUAGUGAGAUAUGAAAUAACAAAAUACACUUCACUGAAUGAUUUGUGGACCUUGUGUCCAUGUAAGAAGGUUUACUAGUGUUAUUAGAAGAAACAUACUUCAGGGUUACAUAUGUUUAUUGAAAGUUAGCAAGCAAAGUUGGUAAACAUUAAACAAUAUUCUUCCUGCAUUGUAACAUCUUAACUUAUGGCAAUUUAUUGGUCAUUCUAAUAUUACAUUUUCUGUGCUUUUUCUGAAAAGUGCUAGUAGAUCAUAUGUGAGCUUCUUGAACAAAAUGUUCACUAAAGCUAUUCCAAAUGCAUUAUUAUACAUAUUUAGUAAAA
Cydia amplana is the source of this 1193-nucleotide messenger RNA. RefSeq names its product B-cell receptor-associated protein 31. The transcript has a single exon. Gene Ontology annotation, cellular component: endoplasmic reticulum membrane; endoplasmic reticulum. Bases 123 to 788 code for a protein of 221 amino acids. Gene Ontology annotation, biological process: intracellular protein transport; endoplasmic reticulum to Golgi vesicle-mediated transport. Lineage: Eukaryota; Metazoa; Arthropoda; Insecta; Lepidoptera; Tortricidae. The record is from RefSeq and is a predicted model, not a curated record.